CCCGCGCCUCGUGAGCCCCGCGCGUGCCCGCACCCGAGGCGGUUGGUCUGCAGGGCCGGCAACGCGCGACUGGAGGUGAUUCUUUCCAGUGAGAGGAGGAAACCCGUGCCUGGCCGCUCACCAGCUUUCUCUUUGCCAUGAUCAAGUGCCUGUCAGCCGAAGUCCAAGCUAAGUUGCGCUCCGGUGUGGCUCUCUGCUCCCUGGGCCAAUGUGUGGAGGAGCUUGUCCUCAACAGUGUUGACGCUGAAGCAACAUGUGUGGCCGUCAGGGUGAAUCUGGAAAUCUUCCAAGUUCAAGUGAUAGACAAUGGUGUGGGCAUGGCGAGUGAUGAUGUCGACAAGGCGGGAAAUCGGUAUUUCACCAGCAAAUGCAACUCCAUCCAGGACUUGGAGAAUCCAAGGUUCUUCGGUUUCAGAGGAGAGGCCUUGGCAAGUAUAGCUGACAUGGCCAGCGCUGUGGAAAUCUCUUCCAGGACAAACAGAACAAUGAAAACUUUUGUCAAACUGUUUCAGAAUGGAAAGGCCCUGAAAGUUAGCGAAGCUGACUUGACUCGACCAAGUGCUGGAACCACAGUUACCGUACAUAAUCUGUUUUAUCAGCUACCUGUGAGGAGGAAAUGCAUGGAUGCCAGACUGGAGUUCGAGAAGGUCAGACAAAGAAUAGAGGCGCUCUCACUUAUGCAUCCCUCCAUUUCUUUCUCUUUGAGAAAUGAUGUUUCUGGGUCCAUGGUCCUUCAGCUCCCUAAAGCCAAAGACAUAUGUUCCCGAUUUUGUCAAAUCUACGGACUGGGUAAGUCCCAGAAGUUAAGAGAAAUAAAUUUUAAAUAUAAGGAGUUUGAGCUCAGUGGCUACAUUAGCUCCGAAGCACAUUACAAUAAGAAUAUGCAGUUUUUGUUCGUGAACAAAAGGCUAGUUUUAAGGACAAAGUUGCACAAACUCAUUGACUUUUUACUCAGGAAAGAAAGUAUUAUAUGCAAGCCAAAGAUUGGCUCUGCCAGUAGGCAAGUGAAUUCAAGCCCUCGGCAGCGGUCUCACCCCGAGCUCCAUGGGAUAUAUGUCAUCAAUCUGCUGUGCCAACUCUGUGAGUAUGAUGUGUGCUUGGAGCCAGCGAAAACUCUGAUUGAGUUUCAGAACUGGGACAAUCUUUUGAUUUGCAUCCAGGAAGGAGUGAAAAGGUUUUUAAAGACAGAAAAGCUGUUUGUGGAAUUGUCGGGUGAGGACAUCAAGGAGUUGAGUGAAGAUAAUGAUUUUAGCUUAUUUAGUGCUACGUUUCAGAGGCAUGUGCCCUCUGAUGAAAAGUGUGACCAGUUCCGUUUCCAAGAAGCAUGUAGUAAUAUAUUGGAUUCCUAUGAAAUGUUUAAUCUGCAGUCCAAAGCUGUGAAAAGAAAAGCUCCUAUAGAAGGCACAGAGGCACUGGAUUUUAGGGAUUCGGAAACUCUCGGGAAAAAGACAGCUGAUUCAUUUUUGCAUACUUGUGAAUCAGAGGGCUCCAGCCAUAGUCAGAUGACAGAGCCCUCUUCACCAAACGAAGAUAGAACUUGCUCAGAAGCAAGGAUCUUAGAACAAGUGGCAGCUGAAGCAUUGGAAGCAGGAGAAAAUGAGAAAAAUAAGAAUUCUCACUUUGAACCUAACUCUUCAGAAGAUCUAUGUAGGGUCAGCUCAGAAACGUUUGCAAGACCUUUGCAGAGAACAUAUCAUUUUGAGGACCGUGGAGAAGAUCUAGAAAUACAAAAAGUCAGCGCUACUGUUCAUGGCCUAGCUGCCAACAUCCUGAGAAACAACAGAAUUCAGAAUCAACUAGAGAGACAUAAAAAAGCUACUGAUUUGGCAUGCCAGCCUCUGCCUUUUAAGACGUCACUGCGGGAACAUGGUGCUCAGAGAGAGAAAGAGGAAAGUAAGAAAGAACUUGGUGAUUGGGGAAGAAUGAAUGUUUUUAGUUGUGGACAAGUUAAAUUAUCUUCCACUGGCUUCAUAACUCAUGUGGUGCAAAAUGAACAAGCUAGCCCAAGGGAAGCACAACUUUUGUUUAAAAAUUGUGUUCCAUUUGGACCGAGGAGGGAGAGAUUUGGAAGUUGCCAUUCAGUGGAGACUUCAGACGUCCAAGAUUUAACCAGCACUUUUAGUGAAGGAUGUGCUCCAGCGCCCAAUAAAAAGUUUUGCAGAGCAAGUACAAGUUUGGGGCAGGAGGAAAAACUUAUAUCAACCUAUGAAGAUCUUGCUGCUUCUCAAAAAGAAAGUGAAAAAACAAGCACAGAUUGCUUAUUUCAUGACUCAUCCUCUUUUCCUUGGUGUAGAAACGUUUCAGUUGGUAGUAAGAAAACAGAUAAGUCAGUGGGUCCCUUCAAAAUCAUAACCUGUAAAAAGCUGAGCUUAAAUGCACAACUAGGAUCCUUAGAGAAGUUUAAAAGGCAGUAUGGGAAGGUUAAAAGUCAUCUGAAUACCGAAGAGGAGGAAAAUAAUUUCAAAAUCCCUACCAAUCUCAGUCUCCACGUUGACUCUGAUGCCUCCCAGAAAGACAAAAACCACUUAGAUAAUUCUGACAUUCAGAAACUCACUACUGUGAAACAGAGUGAUUCAACUAGUUGUCAACAAGUAAGUAAUAUCCUUGAUUCAGAGGAGUUUCCAUUCUCCAAGGAAAAAGACUAUUUGGAACAACAAAUGCCUUGCUUGAAAGAAAGUCCUAUAACUCUGCAGGAAUUAGCUCAUCUUAACAGAAAAACUGUGGAUGUUGAAAAAUCACCUGAAUCACUAGCCUCUAAAUUAGCCAAGAUGAAAAGUUCUGAAAGAGAGAACCCCACAAUGGAAAUGAUGAGUCAUUUUGGUGAGUUUUCACAAUUGGAUAGGAAUAACAGUGAUUCGUGCAGUGGGCUAACCCUGGAUUCGCAGUCGCUUACCAAUGAACACGAAAGAAACGAGAGUCGCAUCCUCCAGAUGCCAGACUCUGUCACACAGACUAAUUCCUUCAGUAAGGUUAGUGAAACACAUUCUAACAACAGUCUCCCAGAGGGCUCUGUGAUACCUCCCUCGCUAUUCCCUUGUAAUAAUGGUGCACUUAAUAGUGAAGCUUCGGUAGCUUCACAGCAGAUCAGAAGUCCUGCUUCUUCCAAAAGCCUGUUUGUGAGUCAAGUGGAAGACCUCCCAGCUGACCAAGCUGAAACAUGCUUUCAGGCUGAGGAGUCCCUUACAGCAAGGACUUGUUCAGAAAUUGAAACAUCCAACACAUGUUCUUUGGAUUGGCAGCAGCAUUUUGAUACAGUCUUGGGAAGAAUGGUUUACAUCAACAAAAUGACCGGACUGAGCACAUUUGUCACACCUACCGAGGAUGUGCAGGCUGCUUGCACGAAAGACUUGACCACCAUGGCUGUGGAUGUCAGGCUUGAGAAUGGGUCUCAGUACAGGUGUCAUCCUUUUCGAAGUGACCUUGUUCUUCCUUUCCUCCCAAGAGCUCGGAAAGAGAGGGCUGUGAUGGGCCCGACUAACAGAGAUGCUGCAGGCGAGGCUGCUGGUCCAGACUCACUUCAGUGUCUGUUCUCAGAAUGGGACAAUCCCGUAUUUGCCCGUUACCCGGAGGUUGCUGUUGAUGUGAGCAGUGGCCAGGCAGAGAGCUUGGCUGUGAAAAUCCACAAUGUCCUGUACCCCUACCGCUUCACCAAAGACAUGAUCCAUUCAAUGCAGGUUCUCCAGCAAGUGGAUAACAAGUUUAUUGCCUGUUUAAUGAGCACUAGGACAGAAGAGAAUGCCGGGGCAGGUGGGAACCUGCUGGUGCUGGUGGACCAGCACGCGGCGCAUGAGCGUGUCCGUCUGGAGCAGCUCAUCCUCGAUUCUUACGAGAAGCAACCCCCCCAAGACUCUAAGCGGAAAAAAUUACUGUCUUCCACCAUAAGUCCUCCCCUGGAGGUAACAGUGACGGAGGAACAAAGGAGACUCUUACGGUGCUACCACAAAAAUCUGGAAGAUCUGGGCCUUGAAAUUCUUUUUCCGGACACUAGUGAUUCUCUGGUCCUUAUAGGAAAAGUACCUCUCUGUUUCGUCGAGAGAGAGGCCAGUGAGCUCCGAAGAGGAAGAUCCACUGUGACCAAGAGUAUUGUGGAGGAGUUGCUUCGAGAGCAAGUAGAGCUGCUGCAGACCACAGGCGGCAUACAGGGGACGUUGCCACUGACCGUCCAGAAGGUGCUGGCGUCUCAAGCCUGCCACGGGGCCAUUAAGUUCAACGACGGCCUGAGCCUCGAGGAGAGCUGCCGCCUGAUUGAAGCGCUGUCCUGGUGCCGGCUGCCGUUCCAGUGCGCCCAUGGCAGGCCCUCGAUGCUGCCGUUAGCCGACAUCGACCACUUGGAACAGGAGAUGCAGACGAAACCCAAUCUCGCGAAGCUUCGUAAAAUGGCUCAAGCCUGGCGUCUGUUUGGGGAAGCAGAGAGAUGUGAUCCAAGCCUUACGCCCACUCUGCUGGCGUGCAAGCCGCCCUGAGGACACAGUCAUCAGUCUGGCCGAUGGGGCACUUACCUUGACCUGGGAUCGAGCCCCAGCACCGCAUGCGGGCUUCUGAGCCCCACCAGGAAUGAUCGCUGAGCUCAGAGGCUGGAGUCAGCCAGGUGUGGCCCAUGAAACAGAAACCCAAAUCCUCGGUCUUUAAGGAGCCCCGAGAAUACUCACCGACGCCUCUGACACGCGCAGCCACUCUGGGCCUCGUCCGGGCACUGCACCAGCCGGUCCCUCGGAGCCAGGGCCAGUUUAUUCCUUGGCUCCCCUGGUCACAGGAGGGUGCCCUGCACGAUCUCCUUCCUAUUUAGGGAAUCGUUUUCAUGAUUAAUUUUUUUAAUUUAUUUUUAUUUAUUUAUUUAUUUUGCUUUUUGGGUCACACCCAGCAAUGCACAGGGGUCACUCCUGGCUUUUCACUCAGGAAUCACCCCUGGUGGUGCUCAGGGGACCAUAUGGGGUGCUGGGAUUUGAACCCGGGUCGGCCGCGUGCAAGGCAAACGCCCUACCCGCUGUGCUAUCACUCCAGCCCCUCGUUUUCAUGAUUAAUUGUUCAAUGAUUGGGUUGGUUUGCUUAUUUUUUUUGUUUUGUUUUGUUUUUUGAGGAGUACUUUUGUUGCUCUGGUUUGACCUCCUGGAGGUCUGCAUUUAUGAAUUUGACCUAACACCGAACCCCAGGGGCCCUGCAUGUCCACAAUCUGUGACACCAGUGACCACCGGCAGCUGGCCAGUGCUGCACCGUCGGCCACCCAUUCCCUCCUGUCCUUUCCAUGUCCCCUGUUCCCACUCUGCCUUCGGUGUCUCAGACUUGAAGGCUUUCUCCAGCCCAAUAAAGCUUUCCCUUCAGUCUCUCAGGCCACUGGCUGCAUUAUUUAGGGACAAAAGCUAUCGAUAAAGAAAAGGAAGGACAAGGACUGAACAGGAAAGUGUGACAUCCCGUUCCUGAUGCAGUUCACUUCCUCCUUUCAGACGGAAGAGGAGUGAGUUAGUGCAGGGUUUGGUACACAUGCCUCGCACAUGUGAAGGCCAGAGUUUGAUCCCCACCACAGCAUGGCACCACCCACAAGUGCUGCUGAGAUGAAGAUGACCCUGGUAACCCCUUCCUCUCCAGCACUACUUGACCCAGGCUUUGAAACAUCUAGCCCCAAAGCCCUGAGACUGAUGUUCCGAUCCCAAAUCUGUAAAUUGGUGAAAGUACUACAAGCUCACUUUGUAAAAAUAUUUUUUGUACUUUACAAGUGCUCCCUAAAGCAUAAAAAACAGUUUUUACAUAAAAAUGCAGCUGCUUUCUUUCAGGCUAGCAAGAAACAUUCUUUACAUUUUUCCCCUGGACAUGAGGAUACUUUUAGUCCCAUUGAAGUCAUGUCUUGGUUUUGGAGCCAGAGAGAUCAUAGAAUAAGUAAGGUGCUUCCACAUUUGAUGGAGUUAAAAGUAAGAGGCAACCAAUCUUAGAGUGAAUUUUUUUUUACAUAUACAUAUACAUAUAUAUUUACAUAUAUAUGUAUAUAUAUAUAUAAAAGCACACAAGGCUCCACCUCUAACAGCAUGUUAGUAAUCUCAAUGGCCCCGUGUGAAAUACAACAAGCUUUACCCUCUUUUCUGUAAGGAUACUUUUUUGUAGCAUUUUCAACGGUUUUUCAUAACAAGCAAUACAAAAUAAAUUAGGGGCUGGAGUGAUAGUACAGCAGGGAAGGUGUUUGCCUUGCAUGCAACCGACCCGGCUUUGAUCCCCAGCGUCCCAUACGGUCCCCCAUGCACUACCAGCAAUAAUUCCUGGGAGCAGAGCCAGGAGUAACCCCUGAGCAUCACCGGGUGUGACACAAAAACCAAAAAAAUCUCACAAAACAAAAUAAAUUAUUUAGGUCCUGCCUUGAGGGCAUGCUUUGGGAGUCGGGAUGGGAACAUUCAAAAUAUGAUGGUGGGAUUGGUGUUUGAAUAUUAAAUUUAAUGAAAUAUUGUGAGCUACUUUAUAAAAUAAAUUAUUUUUAAAAAUAAUAAGUAAGGUGCUUGCCUUGUACGCGGC
Messenger RNA from Sorex araneus (European shrew), 6495 nucleotides. It is a transcript of the gene MLH3, whose product is annotated as mutL homolog 3. Lineage: Eukaryota; Metazoa; Chordata; Mammalia; Eulipotyphla; Soricidae. The coding region runs from base 138 to 4463 and encodes 1441 amino acids. The record is from RefSeq and is a predicted model, not a curated record. The transcript has 13 exons. Gene Ontology annotation, molecular function: ATP-dependent DNA damage sensor activity; protein binding; mismatched DNA binding. Gene Ontology annotation, biological process: mismatch repair. Gene Ontology annotation, cellular component: mismatch repair complex.